GGGGUUUAACAGAGGUUUAUGGGGAUGUUGUAGCCUCCCGAUUUCAAUCUCAGUUCUUCGAGAAGUAGUGAAAAUGUCAGUUUCAGUGAUUGCUCGAAGAUCCUCAUAUCUCACUACUACUCUGUCCGGAACACUCAAUUCAGUGAAUUCAAUUUCACGCCCUUUGUCUCUAUCUAAUCGCUCUCUUCGCCAAUCUCGAAACCCCCUUCUUCGCUCUCCUUCAAGGUUGCGACGUGAAUCAAUGUUUUUGAGCUCUCUCCUCCCUGUUCAUAGUGCAAUCGCCUCCGCUUGUCUUGUCUCCAAGCUUCCCAAUGAACUCAGUUCAUCCACUGAAGGUCGGUUUACUAAUUACGUCAGCCCUAUCUAGUUGAAAAUGGUUUAAAGGAGGUCAUGUUACAAAGGAGGCCAAAAGGAUUAUCUCUUGAAUUACUGCUUCACGGCCAUGUUUAAAAAUUGGAUAAUAACUCUGCAAUGUCACUGUAGUGAUGGAAUGAAAAAUUUGUUCUGACCCGAGGUAUUAAUUUAUUUGUGAUUUAAAUGAUGUAGGCACAAUUUUUAAUUUCUAAGUUUCAGUAUAAAACAAAAUUUAGAUAUGUGAUUAAGAAGCAUUCUUGUUUUGGCCUCAUUGACUUGUGCACUUACUCUUCCAAACUCAUUAUCAGUGGGGUAUGCAUGUUACACAAGUUAAUUGAUGUAAUUAUUGGCAUGUCUGAUCAUGCCUCCUAGAAUUGCACUGACAUGGUUCAGUUGCAACUUGGUUUGGUAACAUGGUGUACCAAUGGGGCAUGUUACACGAGGUAAUUGACAUAAUUAUUGAUAUCCCUCCAAGAAUUGUACUGAUAUAUGGUUCAAUUGAAAUCUGCCAGUGGGGCAUCCUUAACUAUUA
This is a messenger RNA of Camellia sinensis, 886 nucleotides long. Its product is annotated as PPR containing protein. The record is from RefSeq and is a predicted model, not a curated record. Lineage: Eukaryota; Viridiplantae; Streptophyta; Magnoliopsida; Ericales; Theaceae.